GUGCUGCAGCCCGCCGGAUCUUAGUGUCCCUCCGCCGUCCUCCCUGCUCGUCGCUGUGCUGUAGACAUGUCGGUGGUGGGAUUUGAUCUGGGAUUCCAGAGCUGCUAUGUCGCCGUCGCCCGGGCCGGUGGUAUUGAAACGGUGGCCAAUGAGUACAGCGACCGCAGCACCCCAGCAUGUAUUUCAUUUGGUCCGAAGAAUCGGUCUAUUGGGGCAGCAGCUAAAAGCCAAGUAAUAUCAAAUGCAAAGAACACAUUACAAGGCUUCAAAAGGUUUCAUGGGCGGGCAUACACGGAUCCAUUUGUGCAAGCGGAGAAGCCUGGUCUUGCCUACGAACUUGUGGAGUUGCCAACAGGCUCUGCAGGAAUCAAGGUUGUAUACUUGGAAGAGGAGAAAUGUUUUACCACUGAACAGGUGACUGGAAUGCAGCUUACCAAGCUGAAAGAAACCGCAGAGAGUGCAUUAAAGAAGCCUGUUGUGGACUGCGUUGUGGCUGUUCCUUCUUUCUAUACGGAUGCAGAACGACGGUCUGUAGUUGAUGCCACACAAAUCGCAGGGCUGAAUUGUUUGCGCCUUAUUAAUGAGACAACGGCAGUUGCUUUGGCCUAUGGUAUCUAUAAACAGGACUUGCCUGCUCCAGAAGAGAAACCAAGGAUUGUGGUGUUUGUGGAUAUGGGACAUUCUGCCUAUCAAGUGUCUGUCUGUGCAUUCAACAAGGGCAAACUAAAGGUCCUGGCCACAUCAUUUGACCCUACAUUGGGUGGCAGGAAGUUUGAUGACGUUCUGGUAAACUAUUUUGUUGAAGAAUUUGGCAAAAAAUACAAGCUGGAAAUCAAGUCCAAGAUUAGGCCUUUGCUACGUCUUGCUCAGGAGUGCGAGAAGCUUAAGAAGUUGAUGAGCGCAAAUGCUUCGCAGCUACCACUUAAUAUUGAAUGUUUUAUGAAUGACAUCGAUGUAUCUGGAUCUAUGAAUCGAGGGCAUUUUGAAGAAAUGUGUGACAGUCUUUUAUCUCGAAUUGAACCACCACUUCGAAGUGUUUUGGAACAAGCCAAGCUAAAAAAAGAAGAUGUUUAUGCAGUAGAGAUAGUUGGUGGUGCCACUCGAAUCCCUGCUGUGAAGGAGAGAAUAAUGAGAUUCUUUGGCAAAGAAGUCAGUACAACACUGAAUGCUGAUGAAGCAGUAGCCCGAGGCUGUGCGUUGCAGUGUGCCAUCCUAUCGCCAGCUUUUAAAGUGCGAGAAUUUUCCAUCACAGAUCUAGUACCAUAUCCUAUAUCAUUAAAAUGGAAUUCUCCAGCUGAGGAAGGCUUAAGUGAUUGCGAAGUCUUUCCUAAGAAUCAUGCAGCUCCUUUCUCCAAAGUGCUUACGUUCUACAGAAAGGAGCCUUUUAAUCUGGAUGCUUACUACAGUGCUCCCAAGGAAUUGCCCUAUCCAGACCCCUCCUUAGGUCAAUUUCACGUUCAGAAAGUUAUCCCACAAGCUGAUGGGUCAAGCUCUAAAGUAAAGGUGAAAGUACGUGUGAAUAUCCACGGGAUUUUUAGUGUAUCCAGCGCCUCUCUUGUUGAGAUACACAAAACAGAAGAUGGCGAGGAACCCAUGGAAACAGACCAGGUUACAAAGGAGGAAGAGAAAAUGCAAGUGGAUCAAGAAGAGCCUAAGCCAGAAGAGACCCAGCAAGCACAAGCAGAAAACAAGACUAACCCUGAUGAGAUGGAGACCUCACAACCUGGGACCAAGGAUAAAAAGACUGAUCAGCCUCCCCAAGCCAAGAAAGCAAAAGUGAAGACGAGCACAGUUGACUUGCCAAUUGACCACUACCCACCAUGGCAGAUUGGCAGGGACAUGCUCAAUUUAUUUGUUGAGAAUGAGGGCAAGAUGAUCAUGCAAGACAAACUGGAAAAGGAAAGGAACGAUGCCAAGAAUGCGGUAGAAGAAUACGUGUAUGAGAUGAGGGACAAGCUGAGUGGGAUCUAUGAGAAGUUUGUCAGUGAAGAUGACCGGAACAGCUUCAUUUUGAAACUAGAGGACACUGAAAAUUGGCUGUAUGAAGAUGGGGAAGAUCAGUCCAAACAAGUUUAUAUUGAUAAAAUAAAUGAUUUAAAGAAAUUAGGGAACCCUAUACAGAUACGCAAUCAAGAAUACGAGGAAAGACCAAAAGCUUUUGAAGAACUGGGGAAGCAGAUUCAACUUUACUUGAAAAUUGUUAAUGCAUACAAAAAUAAGGAAGAGGCUUAUGAUCACUUGGAGGCUGCCGAUAUGGAAAAAAUAGAAAAGAGUAUUAAUGAGGCCAUGGAAUGGCUGAAUAACAAAAUGAAUUUACAGAUGAAGCAAGAUCCUACUGCAGACCCAAUAGUGAAGACCAAGGAAAUCCAAGGGAAAACUCAAGAGUUAAUAAACCUGUGCAACCCGAUCGUAACAAAACCGAAGCCCAAGGUCGAGCCACCGAAAGAGGAGCAGUCGAAUGAGCAGAAUGGACCAGUAGACGGCAAUACAAACAGCCAAGGGCCACCGGGCACGGAGCCAAACCCAGAUCCGGCUGCUGCAGAGGCAAAGAAGCUCCCUGAAAUGGACAUCGAAUAAAUUCCAUCAUCUAUUUCUAUUCUAAAACCGUAUAAUAAAGCUUUAAGUUGUUACCCA
Messenger RNA from Xenopus laevis (African clawed frog), 2634 nucleotides. It is a transcript of the gene hspa4.S, whose product is annotated as heat shock protein family A (Hsp70) member 4 S homeolog. The record is from RefSeq and is marked provisional. Gene Ontology annotation, biological process: protein folding. Lineage: Eukaryota; Metazoa; Chordata; Amphibia; Anura; Pipidae. Gene Ontology annotation, cellular component: cytoplasm; cytosol; nucleus. Gene Ontology annotation, molecular function: ATP hydrolysis activity; ATP binding.